Messenger RNA from Erythranthe guttata (spotted monkey flower), 2405 nucleotides. The record is from RefSeq and is a predicted model, not a curated record. NCBI's taxonomy places the organism in Eukaryota, Viridiplantae, Streptophyta, Magnoliopsida, Lamiales, Phrymaceae.
UUUUAAGACAGAGUUUGUAUCGGAGAACAAUUCAACUUGGUGUUCAAGCCUAUAAUUCGAGUGCGCCCAGAUUUCAGGUAAAAUUUGGAAUCGGAUUACAAUUAUUCUUCUUCUUUCUUGUUGUUUAUUUACAGAGAAUUGGAUUGUGUUUUCUUAUUAUGCUCAGCUAAACAAUCAAAAAAUCUGGUAAAAAUAUAAUCUUUUGCCACAUUAAUUCACACAGAAUUUUGAUAAAAUCGAGAAGAUGAACAAUCACAAAGCCGAUCGACAUACAUAUAAUCUGCGAAAACGGAAGAGGAUACACGACGAGCAGGUGGCGACGGAUGAUGAAGUGCGCGUAAAGAAACCGAAUGCUACAACUACUACCGGGGGGAUCGGGAUAGAUAAUUUGGCCGUAAAGGAACAUGAUACUACGACUACUACCGGGAUUGGGAUUGAUGAGUUGCCGGAUGAUAUGCUUAUUGCGAUUCUAUCUCGUAUGAGCGUCAAGGAAGCUGCUAGAACUAGUGUUCUCUCUUCUCGAUGGAGAAAUUUGUGGAUGUCUACAUCUAGGGAUUUGGUGUUUGAUGCUGCGGAUACUUCCGGAGGAGCAGUAAUGAAAAUGGAAAAGUUUGCAGAUAUGGUGGAUUACACCCUACAGUUGUACGAGGGUACAGGUGUUGAUAGCCUCAGUAUUCGUUUUUCUAAUAUACAUGAAGACGAUGAUGGUGUGAUAUCUCAUUCCAUUUAUAGUUGGGUAUAUUUUGCCAUGCUUAAGCAAGUGAAAAGGUUCGAAUUGGAUUUGUCGGUCGCCGGUGGUUUUCAUUACAACUAUGAGUUUCCCGAGGUUUUGACGUGGCUACUAGGAUUUCCUCCUGAAAAGUGGUUUCCGCUGGAGUGCAAGUCCAAGAACGGUGUUCGCGUUUUAAGAUCACUUGGUGCUUUUCGCUCUUUGAGGUCCCUUCGAUAUCAAUGACACUGCGGUUUGGUAUUUUCUCAGCUCGUGUCCUGUUAUCGAAGAGUUAUCCAUAAGAGCCUCCGAUACUAUCAUAAAUCUUCAAGUUUUCGAUCCGCCUAGCUUGAAAGUAUUGGAAAUAGUCGACUGUCCGAACAUUAAGAGUCUGGUGAUAUCUUCUGCGACUCUUGUCUCCUGUACAUACAUCGGAAAGAAAAUCAGUUCGCCUCAAGAAUGUUCCGAAUCUCUCUGAGCUGACUCUAGGCGGGAAGUUUUGUACGUCCUUCAUUUACGAACCUAACAAACAUUCGAGCUAUUCGCUUCAACUGGCGAAGCUUGUAUUGAAUCUUCAAACCGUGGUAGGUUGAAAUUUGCAUUAUUUCCCGAGUAUAAUAAAUAACUAAUCUUAGCAAUCACAAAAAAACAUUACUGACAUUUUCUUUUUCUUUUUUUAAUUUCCAGAGCUUCAUUCAGAGAAAAAUUGCUCAAAUUGAUCUGCCUCAGUUACAUGGUCUAAAGCGGCUGGAGUUGAACGUCGUGUCACAAGUUGGGCGAAGCCUUCUCUUUUUCAUAUCAUUGAUCAAGGCAUCUCUCGUUUGCACGAGUUUAAAUUGAAGGUAAAUUUUUGUUUUUUUCUUUUUCUUUCGAAGAAUCGUACGUACUCUUUUUACCUUUUGAAAUGCGUAUUGAGAUAGCUUUUUUCUUCUUUUGUUUUUUUGUAACGUUGUCACAGAUAGACUACUUGGUGGCUCGCCAAUCGUCUGACGAUUCCAUCAUAAGAGAAAGAUUGAUGCCGUUUCCAGAAGUAACUUCAACGGAGGAAUAUAUGUUCGAGCAUAAGAAUCUAAAGGUGGUUAAAAUAGGAGGCUACUGUGGGUGCGAAAGUGAAGAGCAGUUCGUCGUGCAACUGUGUAAGAUAGCAUCACUCGAGAAGGUCUUGAUCGAUACGGAUUGUGAUUAUUAUUUGGAUCAUGUGGAAAACUACAUUGCAAUGUAUAGACUCAGAAAAGAAUGGAAAAAUCCGAUGAGCAAGAGAAUGAGAAAGGGAGAGCCGAUGACGAACGGGGCAAUGACACCGUUGCUUGCCAAAAAGCAUGCCCGGAAAUUGAGAUCAACUUGUAACACUAAGUUUGUUAUAACUUAACCAUGCAGAUGAUGCCUGCCUUGAAGGGCUAUGUAACAUUAUAAAAAUUUUAAAUACAAAUGUUUUAAAUUUAUGUUUACUUUUUAGGGUUAAUUGCAAAUACCACCCCUGUGAAAUCUCUAAUUUUUAAAUAUUCCUUAUUAAAAAAAAUUCACCGAUACCACCUUUUGUAACAUAUUUUGAAGCAUAUUGCACCCAUUGCCAUUUUAAUCUUUGACCAAGCGUAAAAAGACGAGAAUGCCCCGAGAUUGUAUUGCAAUUAGUAAGUCAUAUUAGGUUUUAACUUUUUUUAAUAGUUUUUUCAAGUUUAAACGAAAAAUUCAAAAU